AACACAGCUGCAGGCGCUCGGCCAACAUCCAUGGACAACACAGUUCAUCACAUCGAGCUUGGUGCUGCCCGGGGUUGAAAGCUCGCUCUCCCCGUUCAACGGCACAACGACAGCAAAGCUUCCAACCAAUCACGUUGGUAAAAUGUUAUGUACCUAUGUAAAAUUUUAUGCUCCUCCCUCUGGGUUUCGAAAAGCUCUUCCAAACUGGAAACACGUGCUCGCUGCUGGUGUUGGUUCCGUCGGGUGUCGCUUGGUAUUUGCUUGUGUUGGUGCUGGCCGGGGCAGCCCGUACGGAGCUGGUUUUUAUUAUGUGCCCGAGCGUCGUUGAACGUGGAACGACGUGGUUUUACGUGCGUGCGCGUGUAAAGUAAAGUGUUAAACGGCCCCGCCGUUGUUGUUGUUGUAUCGUUUUGUUUUUGCCGUUCCGGCCGUCGCGCGGCUGUGGGUGCCAAUCGAAGCAUGAACACAAACAACACCCGGGAACAAAUUAAGCUGUUUGGAGCGCCAGCUUGGGCUCUUUUGGGAGGAACUUUAGGCGUUUUCGCGAGUCAAGUGUCGGGUUCUAGGUGUAAACAUAUUGUGGCGCCCAAGCAAAAGUGUCAAUUAUGAAAUGUGAGCGUGGAAAGGAAAAACAAAUUGAAUAGUGAAUAGAAAUUACUCACAGACCUCAAAGAAAUAGUUUCGUAAAGGUUGCAAAAUGAUGCCACUGGCUCCGACUUCCGUGAUGGCGCUUCCUACGCCAAAGCCUCGGAUAGGGUUUAGCAUAGAGUCCAUCGUCGGGAACCGUAUUACGAAAUCGCCGCCGCACUUUUCUCCAAACAGUGAAAGCUCGGAACGGCCGCUGAGUCCGCUCAGCGACAGCAGCUAUCCGCCGGACCUCCCUAACAACCUCUCCACUAAUCCGGUGGACCUCCAGCGAGUCCUGCGACUUCCGCCCAACUGCUCCCCCAGUGAUUACAGUACUCGCCUGCAACGGUUACAACAAAGUUCCUCACCUCCGAUCGACCUGAACCGAUCCAGUCGAUACCCGGAGUCUCCACAAAGCCAAGACCUAACCCGACUGGACACCAGUCGGAGUCCUUCACCACCUCAAACCCGACUAACCCCAGAUGACGUAAUACGGGACCGUCGCUCGUCACGAAGUCCUUCUCCUCAAUCCCAACCGCCGCCAGCCAAAGGCCCCAUCGUAGUUCCUGGGAUCCCUGCCGGUCUCGUCCGACCAUUCCCCAUAAAUCCCCCACAAUCGCUAGAUAACCUCCCGAAACCGCCCGGAAUGCCCGGGCCCUUCCUAAACGCCCAAGAAAUGGUCCAGGCGGCCCACAACCAUCAACACCUACUAGCGGCUCAGUUCCAGGCGGCGGCCGCCCUUGCCCACGUCCAGGCUGGCCAAGGAUUUCCACCGGGUGGCGGUGGGCCACAUCCGCACAUGCUGCACCCGAACCACCCGAACAUUCCGCGUGACAGCUACCCGUUGUACCCGUGGCUACUGAGCCGUCACGGUCGCCAUGUGUUCCCGCCACGGUUUCCUGGAACUUACCUGCUCCCCUUUCGGAAGCCCAAACGCGUCCGGACGGCCUUUUCACCCUCGCAGCUGCUAAAGCUGGAGCACGCCUUCGAGAACAACCACUACGUGGUGGGGGCGGAACGGAAGCAGCUCGCCCAGACCCUCUGCCUAACCGAAACCCAGGUCAAAGUGUGGUUCCAGAACCGGCGAACGAAACACAAACGGAUGCAGCAGGAAGAGGACGCCAAAUCCGGUGGCGGCGGUGGAAACCGGUCCUCUAGCCCGGGUGCCGCUGGUGGUUACGACGACGAAGACGACGAGGAGCUAAUCGACAUGGAAAUGGACGACUGCACCAGUGACGAAGAGCAGGAACAGCUCCAGCAGCAGCAGCAGCAGCAGCAACAUCACCACCAGCAGCAACAGCAACACCUUUUCCAGUAUCAGAACCAUCACCACGCAUGAAAGUUAGCCCAAGAGCGAUUGCUUCGGAUGAUCGUUCUUGAUUAGGGAGGAAGAAGUGUUUGAGGGGGGCAGUGACAACAAGUGAUAUUACCGGAUAGAAUCCUAGCUUAUUGAACGUGUUGAAAGCAUUACCAGAGCAGAGUUUGGAAGAGUAGCAACGAAAAAACGAAACACAGUAACAGUAAGAUGUGCCAAAACCCGGAUCGAUCACGUCCCAGCGCCGAUUCUCUCGGGGAUUUCAGCCACGUCGUCGGUUGUGCCGUUGGUGGGUUGUUAAUUGUGUGCCAAACUGGGAAGAAUCGAUUUGCUCGUGGCUGGGACUAGGGAAAAUAAACAGAAAGAAAAAAAAUCCGCAAAACCUUGUAGUAAGUUAUUUAUUAUUUAUUUGUCUAUUCAAAUUCGAUGGGAACCAAGAAACGGGCAGAGCAGACUGUCUGUUGAAAUUUGUGUAAAAUAGCUAGGAGCUGUUGUACAUACAAACAAACUACUAGUAGAGUGUAGCCGCAGUUAAUGUAAAUUAAGUUAUCCUUAUAAGAUUCCGUACCAAUUAGGGGGUGGUGAGCUGCAUUUUGCCAGUGAAUAAUUGCAAGCUAAUUGGCGCCCGAGCAUUUGAAGUAGUUGCAACGGCAGCAGCAGCAGCAGCGGGAGAGGUGAGCAAAGUGAUUUAUACUAUUUGACGUGAAUGGAUUAUUGUCAAUUAUACGAGAAAAAAAAAACAACGGUUGCACACUUCUCUCGAGCGUUGUGAAGCGUGAAAUGUAGGUUGAUUGAAAUAUUAUUGCUAAAUCUAACGAAAAUAUACUGUACGUAUUACAAUACAUAAA
Molecule: messenger RNA, 2790 nt
Organism: Culex quinquefasciatus (southern house mosquito)
Lineage: Eukaryota; Metazoa; Arthropoda; Insecta; Diptera; Culicidae
Gene: ems
Product: homeotic protein empty spiracles
Exons: 3
Coding region: 698-1966 (422 amino acids)
Biological process (GO): central nervous system development; neuron differentiation; brain development
Molecular function (GO): DNA-binding transcription factor activity, RNA polymerase II-specific; DNA binding
Source: RefSeq, a predicted model, not a curated record